AACAAUUUCUUCACCUGCAAAAUCAAAAAUUUCCGUCUCUUUCACUCACUUUCAAGUUUCACCUCUUCUCCGUGUGCUCGCAACUCUCUCUCUCUAGAAAACAACUUUCUCCCUCUAAAACUCUCGCUUCAAAACUGUGUAUAGAAAUCCCUCUCUAGGAAACUCCCCCUCGUCUACCUUCCCGUACGUUUUAGAUUCAGAACUUUAAUACUCAUUCUUGAGAGUUUCAAACCCUAAUCUAUCUGUAUAUUUUACAUACGCGUACAUAUAUAUAUAUAGUUUCGUGCUUAGUCCGUUGUUUGGUAAUGGCGACAUCGGCGUUCAAAUCGACGACGAAGAGAACUCCGGUGGGAGCGUCGUCGAACGUCGAGGACUCCAGUUCGUCUAACAGAAAUCAUCGCCGGUCGAGGAGUCUCAGCCGAUUCUCGCGGCGGCUGGAUGAGCCGGCAGUGGAAUUCGGCGAUGUUCCGGCACCGAAAGGCAGAUUCGUGAACACGAUCAGAGGUUCGGAUUUUCCUGAAAUCAGCCUCGACGAUCUCGCAAUCGAGUUCUUCCCUUUCAAGGACCCGAAAAGUGACAGAGAGAGCGAGAGAGGCCGGUCGUCUCGCCGGAGUUCCGAAAUUAGCCCUUCCACGGCGGGGACUAUAUCAUCGCAAAGACGGGGGAGAUCUUCGUCGAGGCAGAGCUCUGGAGUGGGUGAUGGAAAAAGUGAUUGUUGUAAUGGUUCUGGUGGGGGGAGGGCGGGUUUGGAUGCUAAUUCGAGGAGGAGGAGGUCGGUAUCAGCGGUUCGGAGUCGAAUUAGUGAUUCUGAGAGUGAUAUAGAUCAUUCUCGCAAUCCUGGCAAUCAUGCAAAUACGAAGAGUUUCAAGACUGGAAAUAGUCAGAUGCUUUCAUCACAGAAGCCAACAGCAUCAAGUCAUCGACGAUUUGGGAGGUCUCUCAGUCAGAAAAAUCUAUCCAGUGUAUAUGAUGACUACUCUACCCCGUCUUCAGCCCUAACUGAUGAUGAAGCAAGGGAUUCUCGUUCUAGUAAAAAUAUGAUUGAGAAGACAAUUAGAGCAGUUUAUGCGCAGAAGAAGGCAGAGCACCCUACUGGGGACGAUGUGAGCGGUGGUGGGUUGUAUGAAGCAAUGAGAAAAGAACUUAGAUAUGCUGUUGACGAAAUUAAGAUGGAACUUGAACAAGCCAUGGUGAGAAAAACGUCUGAUUUAGCAAGUGUUGAUUGUUUGCAGUCAGACAAUUCUGAUGUUCUUCAAACUGUUUCAGUGAUAAGAAAAAACUAUGCAACAAAAUUGGAACAGUCAGAGAAGCGUAAACAAGAUCUAUUGGCUGAGAUAGUGUUAGAGGAGCAACAUGGUAGGGAGCUCUCUAAGAUUGUGAGAGAAUUGCUUCCUGAUCCAAAAAGCUCGGUAGUUGCAGCAAAGCCAUCACGAGCCAGAAAGAGGAGUAAUGACAGAAAUAGGAUGUCUAAGCGAUUGACUGAAGAGGCAGAGAAAUAUUUUGAGGAUUUCAUUUCAAAUGUUGAAGAUACAGAUAUUUCUUCUUUUGAUGGAGAAAAGAGUGAUACAAGUUCAACUUUAGGAGGAACAACAAAGCGAAGAGAUGCUGUGGUGCGUUGUGUUGAAACUGAGACUUUUCAAAGUCCAGUAACAUCUAAAUCUCUUCCUGUUGAGAUGGAUGGUCUAAUUUUACCUUGGUUGCAAUGGGAGGCUAGUAAUGAUGGUUCUCCUCUACCAUGCAAGAACAAGAGGCAGUCUCCCGUGACUCCAAAAACCAUAUUGUGGGAUUCAUCUCAGGAUGAGAUCUUGACACAUGAUCCAAGUAGUCAUUCCACUAGCAGUCGUGGGAGUUGGAGCCCCGGACUUGUUGCUGGUCCUUCAAUGACUGAUAAAGAAGAUAGGGGAAGCAUCUUCAAAGGUCGUAUAAGUUGCCAACGAUCACAGUUUGACAUGGACAGGUAUAUUGAACUUCAACGUGACGAAGAUCUUCUGCUUGAAAGAUGGAGAGAACAAAACAAAAUCAACUCUGGUGGUCUAUUGCUUUGUAGCAAUGUUUCAGCCUUUCCUUUUUCUUUCUUUUGAAGACUAUAUAUAUCCCAUUAUGAACCAAGUCAAUUUUGUUUAUAAUUGGUUGAAUUAUAAAUCUUAUGAAGUUGUGAUUCACAUCAA
Cornus florida is the source of this 2168-nucleotide messenger RNA. RefSeq lists its product as uncharacterized. Bases 306 to 2081 code for a protein of 591 amino acids. Lineage: Eukaryota; Viridiplantae; Streptophyta; Magnoliopsida; Cornales; Cornaceae. The record is from RefSeq and is a predicted model, not a curated record. The transcript has 8 exons.